This is a messenger RNA of Hydatigera taeniaeformis, 6699 nucleotides long. NCBI's taxonomy places the organism in Eukaryota, Metazoa, Platyhelminthes, Cestoda, Cyclophyllidea, Taeniidae. The record is from the annotation of a GenBank genome assembly.
GACUGCCCGCUGACACUGCUUAACUUCACAUCCGACCUUCGCGUUCUUGUUCGGAAGUUCCCUCGUUCCCUUCCUUCAAGAGAACAGUUUUUUCAAAAUGGUACUGCUUCGCCCUUGAGCGAGAUCAACUUACAAACUGAACUCCUUGCAUUGGCUGCCUUUAAUCAGCUCGAUACUCAGAACCGAAAUUCAGACCUCAACUUAGCUCUUAGGAGUUUCCUUGCGUCUUGUCGGAAACUCUUUUUUUCUCAGGAGGAUAAAGCUGCUUUGGCUUUCUUUGGUGGACUGGGGUUCCUUGUCUUUCGGUCAAUGGAAAAAAAGGCAUCUGUGAAGAGCUUCCGUGCUCAGUCAGACGUUCAACAACGCCUGUCUGAUAUCUGCGAUCUCCUGGGUGUCAGCAUCAGUUCAGCCGAUCAGCUUGGUAACCUUAUCCAUGACCUUCGGCAGGUUAUCUUUGUUUUGGGGACAAAUUCUCAUGUGGAUAAGAUGGCUUUGCUGGCACUCUUCCGGCGAGCUUGGUGCGAAGUCGGCGGCUUGGAUAAUGGGGACUCGGACUUUCAUGUAAAAAAUCUAAGUAAUAAUGACUUCGGGGAAGUGGAGGCUGCCCAAAUUGUUGACCUUUUCUCGGUCACAUCCAUGCCGUUGCUUAGUGAGGGUGGUAACGGUCUCGACGCUCUCGAUAUCGCAAUGAGAAGGAAUGUAGAGGCCUCGAUUCGACAGAACCAAUUGGCGAGGUCACUGAAGAAUAAUUAUGUAAAGCCAGAUGAGUGGGCACGACUGAGAACUUUUCUAGAACCAGUUUGUAAGAAUCUCCAGAUGAGUAUUAUCCAGGUUGUGGAUAUGGUCUUCAAGGUGUUGAAAUCUGAAAGUUCUGAUGACUCACUUCAGAGUGAGCUGAUUGAUUUGAUGGGUUUUGAUCAAUUCGACGUCGUGUCAACUCUCAUUCGUGAACGCGCUAAGUGGCUCAAGUGGCACAGCUGGUACUUGGCUCAUAAGGAUGCUCUCACAGGAACUGAGAGAACUACUUCCAUUGUUAAAAAAACAUCUAAACGCAAAGCUAAGGAAUCUGAGCUCAAAAAUAAGAGUGAUUCAAUAUUGAACGGAUUUGAUUUGGUAGAGCAGUUACGUGAGGACCCAAAGGUGCUGGAAGAUUUUCAUCAUGCCAAACGCCUUGCUGCCGCGACUCAGGCUCAGAUCGUUGCCAGUGAGGCUUACUAUCGUGUGGCUGCUGCUGUUAAUAGUCAGCAGUCGCCUUCCAUGGUCCUCCCAUUCGUCUUUGAUGCUAUGGCUGAAGUAGUGAACGCACGACCUACCAUGCCCUCUAAGAUGGUCUUACCGAAUGACGUGAAAAGAAGGCGUACACCCCAUUGGGAGUCGUAUGAAUUCCCUUCGCCAAAUGUGCUGGGUGAUUCAGAGGUAACAUUGCUGGAUUUGGUUCGGAAGCACCUACCCAACGGCGGUUCACUGGUAGAGGUGAGUUCUCUCGAUCACAUCGCUCAGCUGGCCUUCAAAGGCAUACGGCGACUCAAUCUUGUCCAGUCGGUGGUCUUUGACACUGCCUAUAACACAGGGGAAAAUCUCCUAAUCUCGGCACCCACAGGAUCGGGUAAAACAAAUACGGCGAUGCUUGCCAUUCUUCAACUUAUUCGGCAGCACAUCAACUUUGAGUCUGGCGUACUGAAGACGGACAACUUCAAGAUUGUCUACUUGGCUCCGAUGAAGGCACUGGCGGCGGAGAUGGCGGCAACCUUCGGCAAGCGUCUGGCGCCCCUCGGUGUGCGUGUAAGGGAGUGUACUGGAGAUAUGCAGCUGUCUGCUCAAGAAAUCCUGGACACUCAGAUGCUGGUGACAACACCAGAGAAAUGGGAUGUGAUUUCGAGGAAAGGAGCAGGUGAUGCAUCGCUAGUGCAAGCUCUCCAGCUCCUCAUAAUUGACGAGGUGCAUCUGUUACACGAGGAGCGUGGGGCGGUGAUUGAAGCGUUGGUAGCGCGUACUCUUCGCCAAGUAGAGGCCUCGCAGCGCCUUAUCCGCAUUGUUGGACUCUCCGCCACCCUGCCAAACUACCUCGACGUUGCUGCUUUCCUUCACAUCAAUCCUCACCGCGGCCUUUUCUUCUUCGACUCCCGUUUCCGUCCUGUGCCCCUUGGUAUGGCUUUUGUUGGCGUGCGGACCUCUAUCCCCGGCAUCUCCGCCGAUCUCCUCAUGAAUCAGGUCUGCUACGAGCGCGUCAUUGAACAACUACGUCAAAAUCAACAGGUGAUGGUUUUUGUGCACGCUCGAGGCGAGACAGCGCGCACAGCACGAUGGCUGUUGGAUAAGGCCAGCCAGUCCGGUGACUUGGAGUACUUCCAGGUCCCACCAAACUGCAAAACAUCUGAUUUCAUCAAACGGACUGCUCGAGUCUCGGACCUUGCACUACGGGAAUUGGCCCCUCGAGGCGUAGGCUGUCAUCACGCGGGAAUGCUUCGACCCGACCGCUCCUUGGUAGAGCGCCUCUUUGGGGAGGGUGCUCUGAGGGUACUAGUGUGUACCGCCACUCUUGCCUGGGGAGUCAAUUUGCCUGCUCACGCAGUGGUCAUAAAAGGCACUCGCAUUUACGAUCCCGACCGUUCAGAUUACGUCGACCUCGACAUCCUUGAUGUUCUGCAGAUUUUUGGGCGUGCGGGUAGGCCUCAGUUUGAUAAGUUCGGAUUGGCUACGAUUAUUACAACGCAAGACAAGUUGGAUCACUACGUUCGCCUUGUAACCAAUCAAAUUCCGAUUGAAAGCAACCUACUGAAAAAUCUCAACGAUCAUCUUAACGCCGAGAUUGCCCUUGGGACAGUAUCCACCGUAUCUGAAGCGGUAGCAUGGUUGUCUUACACCUAUCUUUUCGUCCGACUCAAUAAAUCUCCCCUCCAUUAUGGUAUCACCCCAGCCAUGCUCUCGGAGGAUCCAGAUCUGACGCAUUUUCUUACCAAAGUGGUUGAGGAGGCGGCGACAGCACUAGACUCUGCAGAGAUGAUUCGUUUCGAGCCUUCAACAGGACAAAUGGCUUCCACUGAUCGUGGGCGUACGGCAUCACUCUACUACAUCAGUUACGCCACUGCGGCCCUCGUCCGCGAGCGCCUGAAUGCGUUGAUGCGAUUGCAGGACCUUAUCGGACUAGUUGCAGAGGCCUCUGAAUUUGCGCAGAUGAAGGUGCGCGACGAAGAAGAGGCUGAGUUGCAAUCACUCUACGACAAUGCUUGUCGGGUGGUAAUAAAAAAUCCCGGCACGGUAGAGGGGACCCUGAGUGUCAAGGUUAAUGUGUUACUGCAGGCACACAUCUCGCGGGCUCGACCGACCACUCACUCCCUCGUCUCAGACAUGUUUUAUGUGCAGCAGAAUGCAGGAAGAUUGGCGAGAUAUAUUUUUGAGAUCGCACUGAGACUCACGUGGUCUAUUUGCGCCACCUCUGCGCAUUGCCUAUCCAAAAUGAUUGAGCAUCGACUAUGGCACAAUGAAACCCCGCUUUGGCAAUUCAUUGAUGUGAAUGUGGAUAAUUGCCACUUAUUGGAUCGGGUAGACGAUUUGUCUCUGCGUGUUGACAAAAUUCGGGAUUUGAAUCCCAGCGAGCUGCGUGACAUUCUGCAUUAUCAAGGCAUUCGUGGAGCUGAGUACGUCUGCCGACUGGCCAGUUAUUUGCCAUUCCUCACACUAACUGUAAGUGCCCAACCAGUCACUCGCAACAUCCUCCGUAUCACUGUCAAGCCUACUGCCGACUUCACCUGGAGUGAUCGCCACCAUGGCAACGGUGGUGCUUUGCUCUACUGGUUCUGGGUAGAGGAUUCUGACAGCGCCUGCAUUUACCACUCGGAGGUCUUCGCAUUAACCAAGAAGAUGAUGGCAAAGGCGAAGGAUGGGCCCCUCACAGAACUUGUCUUCACAAUCCCUCUCCACGAACCUCUGCCAUCACAGUACCUCGUCCGCUGCAUAUCGGAUCGAUAUUUAGGUGUGGAAACUCUUGCUCCCGUUCAUUUGCGCAACUUCAUCCUCCCUCAAACUGACCCUCCUCACACUGAUCUGCUGCCAUUGGAUCCAUUGUCAGUAAAGGCACUGAAUAACCGACAAUACGAGGCACUCUAUUCCUUCACACACUUCAAUCCCAUUCAAACGCAAGUCUUUCAUACCCUAUACCACCAAGAUGUCAACGUGUUACUGGGAGCGCCGACUGGUUCAGGAAAAACGGCGAUGGCCGAACUCGCCAUUUUUCGUGUUUUCAAUACGGCACCAGAGAAGAAGUGUGUCUACAUUGCUCCACUGAAGGCGCUUGUACGAGAACGGGUGGACGACUGGUCCAUUAAGCUCGGGAAAAAACUUGGGAAGCGUGUAGUUGAACUGACGGGUGAUGUGAGUCCAGAUGCCAGUCUCCUGAGAAGCGCGGAUGUGAUCGUUUCAACACCAGAGAAGUGGGAUGGUGUUUCACGAAGUUGGCGGCAGCGCAACUACGUCCGCCAGAUUGCUCUUAUUGUGAUCGACGAAAUCCACAUGGUGGGGGAGGAUCGGGGCCCUGUCAUCGAAGCGAUUGUAUCGAGAGCAAAUUUCAUCGCAAACCAGUUGAACACACAAGUUCGAAUCGUGGGACUAUCGACUGCUCUAGCUAAUGCGGUGGACAUGGCGGUAUGGUUACGGGUGCCUCUCAUUCCACUUGGUGCAGAAAAUGGCUGUAGUGGCCGCGGGCUUUUCAACUUCCGACCUUCUGUUCGCCCGGUGCCUUUAGAAGUUCACAUUCAGGCCUUUCCCGGUCGUCAUUACUGCCCUCGAAUGGCUCUAAUGAAUAAGCCUAUUUUCCAAGGAAUUGAGGCAAAGAUGGAGACUCUGGCAUCAACAAUGCGAGACCAAAACCUUCAGAUAACCCUCCCCUACGGCAUCGGUAUUCAUCACGCCGGCUUGAGGGAAAAUGAUAGACGAAUUGUCGAAGAACUUUUUGUUAAUCAAAGGAUUCAGGUGUUAAUAGCCACGUCGACACUGGCAUGGGGUGUCAAUUUUCCUGCUCACUUGGUAAUCGUCAAGGGAACGGAGUACUUCGAUGGGAAAACGAAGCGAUACAUUGACUAUCCUAUCACUGGUACAUCCAAAAUAUUUGUUGCGUUUGUCCUGGCAGAUGUGCUGCAGAUGAUGGGUCGUGCUGGGCGUCCGCAAUUUGAUAAUGAGGGCAAAGCGGUAGUGAUGGUGCAAGACAGCAAGAAGGCCUUUUACAAACGCUUCCUCUACGAGCCCUUUCCCGUGGAGAGCUGCCUUCCUCGCAUUCUGCCUGAUUACCUUAAUGCCGAGGUCGCCUCUGGCAACGUUGCUUCCAUGCAGGCAGCCAUGGAAUGCAUCACAUGGACAUUUUAUUUCCGUCGCCUCCUAAUGAAUCCCAACUACUACCAUCUAGAAGACACGAGUGCAGCGAGCGUGAGUGCCUUUCUUUCCUCGGUCGUAUCUGAUGCGGUGGAGCGAUUGAUGGACGCUGGUUGUGUUGAGGUGGGCGAAGCUGAAGUUGACGAAACGGAUGCGAAUAUCAUCCCCCUCUAUCCCACUGAAAUGGGUCGACUCGCCUCUUUCUACUACAUUUCCCACAAAACCAUUUGUCUGUUCUCACAAAGCCUUUCAACCACCACCAAUAUUGAGGACCUCAUUUACAUUCUCUCGAUGAGUGAGGAGUUUGCGGAUAUCCCCGUGCGUCAUGGGGAAGACGAGGUGAAUGCGACCCUGGCAGGCGAGAUGCCACUGCGAUUGCGGGAGUCACCGGAGUCGGGGCACGCGAAAGCGCACCUUUUAUUGCAAGCCCACCUCUCGCGGAAGACGGCAGGACUGCCAGUGGCGGACUACAUAACGGACACCGCAUCGCUUCUGGAACAAAUGCCAAGAUUGUUGGCUGCGAUGUUAGACUGUGCCGCGCUUAAGGGGCAUCUGGCGACGGUGUUGCGAUGUAUUCUCCUUGGGCAGAUGAUUGAGCGCGCGCUUUGGCUCUCAGACUCACCGCUACUCCAACUUUCCGCCUCCAUUGACUCCUCCCAUCUUGCAACUUUUCGACUGAGUGAAGACGUCUACGUGGAAACGCUGCCUCAGUUGUUAGAAGUGGCUGGAGCUGCGCCUCGGUUCCUCGGAUUGCGAAAUGUCAUCGGGGACCAACUAGCUCCCGAAAUUGUCGAACAGAUAAGAAGGACUCUUUUGUGCUUACCAAUUGUUUCGCUCCAAAUAUCCCUGGCAAGGGAUCAAAGGGAAGAAAAGGUACCGAUAACUGAACUCGAUGUCUCUGCGGAGAAGGCCAAACAAUAUGCCCUCGAAGUGUACCCCGACACCGACUACGCGCUUAUUGUCACGCUCAACUACGAAAAUACCCCUUCUAUAAUGCCUCGAGAUCAUGGGGGUCGUCAAUCACGGCCGCCUGGCUGGGUUGUGGUAUUGGGUGAACCGAUUGGGAAGGGAGUGGACGAGGGCGGCCUCUUAUUAGGAAUGAAGAAGACAACCUCUAGGAGGACUGUCUUGCGCUCCACUGUGGUUUCUCUGUCUUUCCGUUUCGACGAUACGACAACCACUGUCGAGGGCAUCCACGAACUGUCCCUCUAUCUCAUGUCCGAUACCUUUAUAUCGAUGGACCAGCAAUUUUCAUUCUGUCUCCGCCUUCUUCCUCGCAUGAAAGGCAAGGAAGAGCAGGUCAAUGAUGUGGAGGAAUGGGACGAAGACAUAUAG